GGUCUUCAGGAUGAGCGGUUCGGAGGAGAAGUUCCGGCUCAGGAUGUUCUCUCCGGGGUUCGGGAUGGACAAGUCCCGCCUGCACGGCUCCGGGUUCCGGUCCAAAGGCUUCGCCAUCACGGACCUACUGGGACUGGAUCCGGACCUGCAGGUUCGGCAGCAAUCCGGCGGCACUUCGGGUUCGGGCCUGGCGGCAGCGGGCUCCGGUUCGGAGCCUCAGGGGCCGGCAGGUGGACUCGGCGCCUUUUCCUUCCAGGGAGGUUCGGUACCGCUCGGACUAGGCUUCCUGUGCAGCCUGGCGGCCCAGCAGCCCUCCGGAACCCCCUGCUUCCUGCCGGGUCACCUGCCACUGCUGCCGAACAGAACCGACAGCCAGUACCAGCAGAACCUGCUGGAGGCCCAGAGGGAAACCUACUCCGAUGAAGAGUGUCUGUCGGACCGAACCGAGUCCAAAACCUCCGGAACCUCCCAGAAGAGGAAGAAGAGGAGACACAGGACGGUGUUCACGUCCCAUCAACUGGAGGAGCUGGAGAAGGCCUUCCAUGACGCUCACUACCCCGACGUGUACGCCCGAGAGCUGCUGGCCAUGAAGACCGAGCUGCCCGAGGACCGCAUCCAGGUACCACAACACAAUAUACAGCAACACACAACACAAUAUACAACACAUCCAGGUACCACAACACAAUAUACAGGUCAUAACGGGUCGUGA
Nematolebias whitei (Rio pearlfish) is the source of this 709-nucleotide messenger RNA. RefSeq names its product visual system homeobox 1 homolog, chx10-like (gene vsx1). The transcript is spliced from 4 exons. Gene Ontology annotation, cellular component: nucleus. Bases 11 to 709 code for a protein of 232 amino acids. NCBI's taxonomy places the organism in Eukaryota, Metazoa, Chordata, Actinopteri, Cyprinodontiformes, Rivulidae. Gene Ontology annotation, biological process: regulation of DNA-templated transcription. Gene Ontology annotation, molecular function: transcription cis-regulatory region binding. The record is from RefSeq and is a predicted model, not a curated record.